Messenger RNA from Olea europaea var. sylvestris, 3621 nucleotides. RefSeq lists its product as uncharacterized. Gene Ontology annotation, molecular function: transmembrane transporter activity. NCBI's taxonomy places the organism in Eukaryota, Viridiplantae, Streptophyta, Magnoliopsida, Lamiales, Oleaceae. Gene Ontology annotation, cellular component: plasma membrane. Bases 73 to 2457 code for a protein of 794 amino acids. The transcript has 3 exons. The record is from RefSeq and is a predicted model, not a curated record. Gene Ontology annotation, biological process: transmembrane transport.
UUUGGUUUUGUCAAGUGGUAUACAGAUAGAUAUUCACAACUCUCCCUCCUCUGUUUUUAAGUUUCAAGGCCAAUGGCAAGUACAGUGGCGGAGCGUGGCCGGAUUAUAUGGCGCAUGCGGCUCCACUCUGCUUUUAGGGCCGCCUUGGCAUGCGUCAUAGUGGGUGGCACCACCCUCUACGGCCCAGAAUCAGUCAGAAAAAAAAUAAAGUUCCCAGCUUUCUGUUACUUAACAGCCGUACUAAUAGUGGGUGAUGCCACACUUGGUGACACACUAAGAGGCUUCUGGCAUGCAUUUUAUGCUACAAUCCAAGUAGUCCCGCUUUCAAUGCUCAGCUUAUGGUUGCUUGGCCCCGGCUUGUUAUCCAGCGGCGUGGCAGCUCUGGCAGUGGCACUGUCGUCAUUCCUGGUGGUGCUGCCGGAGUCGACACAUUUGACGUCCAAACGGAUCGCUUUCGGGCAAAUUGUUGUGGCGUUUACCGUUGGUUGUUAUGAUAGUACGAAUGUUAGUUACAUGCACCCUUUAUACGUUGCAUCGAGUACUUUCCUCGGUGCUAUGGCUUCCGUUUUAGCCUUAUUGCUUCCAUGCCCUUUGAUGGCUUGCUAUGAGGUACACAAAUUGUGCAGAGUAUAUGCUGAAAAUGGUUCAGAGAGGAUGAAUCUCUACUUGAAAGCUUUCAGUGCCCCCAACAAUCAAGCCAAAAUGGAACUUCUCUCUCAAGUCAAGCCAUUUGCAGAAACCGGGAGCAAACUUUUGAAUAGUAUCAGAAUCUUACAGCCAGCGAUGCAGUGGGAGAGACCUUGCAGCAGACACUGGAAACCCGAUUUCAAUCCAGGAGUGAGAUUACAAUCCGUGGAAAUGCCAAUGAGGGGAAUAGAGAAUGCUCUAAUCUCUUCUGCAGCCUUUCCGGUGGGUGGGGUUCAUCAAGAAGAGCUCUCUAAGGUCAUACAAGGUGUGUCGAUGCAGCUUGGUCUGAAAACAGAGCAGGCCAGAUGUUUCUCGCCUUUCAAUUCGAUGACAGCACCCGAAGCAGCUGGAGUGGUGAUGGAAAAGAUUCUCUUGCCACUUGAAUCGAUGUCCAUAAUGAACAAGUCGGUCCUUUUCUUCUUCUCCUGCAUAGAAAUGUUCCUGGAUGAUUCGACUGUGAGACGAAAACAAGAGUCUUCUUUAGGUACUCGCAUAUCCCCUGUUGAAGUCCAAACUCAACAAGACCCUGCAGUGUUUGCCAUCAGAAAUGCCUUUAGAAGUUGGAUCAAGAAGCUUAUGGAUAAAGAAAGAUUGGUAUUUGCAUUCAAGUGUUCACUUUCUUUGGGGCUGGCUGUGCUAUUUGGUUUGAUGUUUAACAAAGAAAAUGGGUGCUGGUCAGGUCUCACAAUUGCCAUCAGUUUUGUAACAGGAAGACAUGCAGUGUUCACAAUAGCAAAUACCAGAGCACAAGGGACUGCAAUUGGAUCGGUCUACGGCGUUCUCUGUUGCUUUCUUUUCCAAAACUAUGCAGAACUACGUUUCUUAGCCCUUGUUCCUUGGAUCAUUUUUACCGGCUUUCUGAGGCACAGUCGUAUGUAUGGCCAAACAGGAGGAACAUCAUCCGCCAUAGGAGCAUUAUUGAUACUGGGAAGAAAAAAUUAUGGGACUCCAAGUGAAUUUGCCAUUAUCAGACUCACCGAGGUUCUAAUUGGGCUAUCUUGUUUCAUUGUCGUAGAGCUUUUUAUGCAGCCAACCAGAGCAGCCACUCUUGCAAAGAGUCAUCUACAUCAGAGCCUGAUCACACUUCAAGAUUGCAUAAAACAUAUAGGUUUGUAUUGUGGGCAAAAAGACCAGCCAUCUUCAACAUUUCAUGAAUUUAGAAAGAAUCAAGAAAACCUGAAAUCCCUUGUCGUUGAGCUGGAGAGAUCCACAGCAGACGCAGACUCAGAACCUGAUUUCUGGUAUUUGCCCUUUCGUAGUUCUUGCUACCAGAAGCUCGUCGGAUCUUUGUCAAAUAUAGUGGAUGUAUUGUACUUCAUCAUCUACAAUUUGAAAAUACUUUCAGAACUACCAGAGAGUUGCAGUGUUGCUCGCGGGGAACUACAGGAGAAUUUAAAUAAUGCUAUGGGAGAUUUCCAGGAAACUUUAAGCUCGUCACUGCGAUGUCUUGAAAAGGCCAGUUUGAGGGAGUCAUCUGUAGUCUCUACAGAACCAGAUGAGAAAACAAUCCAAGAACUAGAGGAGGGAAAACUCCAAAACCAAAACUCGUUUAGUGAUCCGAUUAUGGAGGAUGGAGAGUCAAACAAGAUUCUAAGGUACGCUGAGCAUGCUGAAAAGGAGGAUAAUGAAGGCAAGAAAGACAUUAGAGGAAGAAUGGUUCUCUGUUCAGGUGCCUUGGGAUUUUGCAUCAGUAUUUUGAGGAAAGAAAUACAAGAUUUUGAGAUAGGCAUAAAGGAACUAGCCCAAUGGGAGUAUCAUUCAAGGCAAUAGAAACUUUGAUGUUUUUUCAGGGGACUUUGAUGUAACACCAAUGCAAAAGUAAAUAGGGUGGCAGCGGUUGAUAACUAUAGGCAAAUAACGAUUUAUAGUAGUACAGAUAGCUAAUGCCUCUUCAGUGGCACAAAAUUAGAUUGACAUAUAUGAAAAUAGUAUGUAUGCAAUUGAUAUCAGAAGAAACUUAUGAAAAAUUAAAGAAGCACAGAACAAAGAAAAAAUCUUAUACAGGGGGGGAAAUUAUUGUUCUGAAGAAUUAUAUUGUCCAAGAUUAUUAUCUAAUGCACUAGCGGUGAAUCUUAAUCACUGUCCAGGCAAAGAUCUUACUACUUCAAAUACACGUUUGUUAAUGAAAAUAACAAAAACGUCAACAAAGCUAAGUUGACAUCACACACAUACAACAGAAGAUGCAAAAAAAAGCACCUCAAUUGCCUUCAUAUUUAAGGUCAGCCACCACAAAAUAAUAAGCACCAGCACACAUAUAAAGAUACCAAGAAAUGCCAAUUCUUUUAAACAGCGUUGAUUUGAAGAGAGAUGCUGCACGUACAGAGGGCUGUUUCACAGGCCCCUGCAGGGCAACACACAUGGGACGGGGCCCCACAAUUUUUUUUUUUAAUCGAUGUGGGACCUGCCUCGGUACAGUGUGAAGAGCUGCCCUGCACGUGGAAAAAAAAAGCUUCUUUCACUUAAAAGUUGACGGAGUAUCUACUCACUAAAAGUAAUCUUCCAAGUAUCGGUCCACUCAACCAACAAAUUGCCCUACUUGACCAUGUCGAGUUGAUCCUUUUCAUCACAAACAAUAGCAUCCAAGAAAGAUGAUGCCAUGGAUAUAUCUUUUCAAAACAAGAGGUGCUCCCACACAUUCAUCCAUCAUUUCUCAAACACAGCAUCCAAGAAAGCUGAUGCCAUGGAGAGAAACUAAUCUCCUUGAUCUUUUGUUUUGACAGUUUUAUCAGGAUAUAUCUUGCAAAGGGGGAACUAAUUGGUGGUUAAUGAAAUAUAAAACCCUUUAGAAAGUUGCAAAAUAUAAAAUAAAAAAUAAAUCUAGAGAGAGGAAUUGUGUUUUUGAUUUAUUUUCACAAUGAAUUCCUACAAUAUAGCAAAUUCCCGCGCAAUUGUUCGAACAGAGUAGAAAUUUCAAGCAGGAAUCAAUCCAAUACA